AUUUUUGCAGCUACUUAUUCUCUUUUCUUCGUCUCAGAUUCCAAAGCGCAAACCUAAACCGUUAAAGAACUGCCAAGAUUCUAUUUUGAGUUGCCUGUAACUCAGUUCGUUUGAUUUCUCGAAAAGGGGAAGGAAGCACCGGCCAAGUCUGGGCUUAUACCAACUAAUUUAGGGAUUUAAAAAACAGUUCGAAUGUGGGAUUUUUGGAGGAGGCAUAAGAGAAAAGUGUAUGUUGCACUUGGAGCUUUUGGGGGCGGGUAUGUACUGUACAAGCUAUACGAUGCUCGGAGGCGUAGUCUUAGUGCUCUGCAGCGGCAGCUUGCUGAUGAGAGAGAAAAUGAGGAACUCAUCAAAGCCCAAAUACAAGCGCAUUUUCAGAGCGUCCAGAGAAUAGCCGACACAGCAACGAUGCCUCAUGUGAUGCAUUACUUAGAUAUUCAUUUGGCUGAGAGCUUGGACCUCACACCUUUGACAGAGAGAUUAAUUCAAGGAAAGGACCAAGCAACUACUUUAACCAAAACAGAGAAGCUUGAACUAUGGGACAGACUUAAAAUAUUGAGUUUUACAAAAAUGGUAUCAUCUAUUUGGGCGUUGACUAUGCUGUGCCUCUAUAUCAGGGUCCAAGUCAAUAUCUUAGGGAGACAUCUAUAUAUUGACACGGCACGAGGUCUUGGAAGUUCUCAUCUGCUUGAUGAAGCUGAAAUGAUUGACAAGAAUGAUGAACAACAGUUUUUGGCCUGUGCUGAUUAUCUUUCUAAUCGUGGUCUGCUUUCUUUGAUAUCUGAUACAGAGGCUGUGACAGUGGAAGUACUCAAGGGAAAACACCUGAAAGAUAUCUUCAGCACUAUGUUAGUUCACGAUGCUAUUAUACACAUAUUGGAGACGUUAAUGAUUAGGCAUAGCCCUAGUCAGUGGGUGGGUUAUCUGAUGCCUGAUGAUGGCGAUGUUUACAAAUUUGUUGCACCAUCCAACAGCGGUGGAUCAGAUUUCUCACAUGUUACAAAAUUUGAGUUGCUCAUGGGGGAAACACGCGCAGUGUUGUCAAGUGCUGAGUUUGCCAAUGUUGUCGACAUAUCUCUAAGAGCAGUGGUGAAUGCUGUCUUGGAGGAUCUAAACAGCCAUUGCGGCAAAAACAAUUUGAUGUCUGGGAUGCCACUUGCCAGACUCGUGCCGAGGAUAGCUCUUAUGGCUCAACAGCUUCUUACGGAAUCGAACAGAGGUAGGUACAUCCAAAUGAUUCGGAACAUACCUGAAGUUGAACAAUUCUUCACCCUUUUAUACUCGAGCACGCCCGCAUAGAGCAGAAUCACUGUCUCAGUUUAUGUGAAACUUGAAAAGGUUAAUUCAAGUAUGUGGUGAUGAUGUACAAGCUAUUAAAGAGAAGAAGACAAUUUUUGUUGUAAUAUCUUCUUGCAAAUGUAACCCAUGGCUAUUUGUUUGAUUAAUUUCAGUAUCAUUGGUGA
Molecule: messenger RNA, 1463 nt
Organism: Salvia hispanica
Lineage: Eukaryota; Viridiplantae; Streptophyta; Magnoliopsida; Lamiales; Lamiaceae
Product: peroxisome biogenesis protein 3-1-like
Biological process (GO): protein import into peroxisome membrane
Cellular component (GO): peroxisomal membrane
Molecular function (GO): protein-macromolecule adaptor activity
Source: RefSeq, a predicted model, not a curated record